This is a messenger RNA of Camelina sativa (false flax), 1250 nucleotides long. Its product is annotated as CBS domain-containing protein CBSX1, chloroplastic. Lineage: Eukaryota; Viridiplantae; Streptophyta; Magnoliopsida; Brassicales; Brassicaceae. The record is from RefSeq and is a predicted model, not a curated record.
UAAAUUAAAAAAAAGGUCACAGUCACUCUUCGCUUUUCCCAAUGCAAACAAAGCGGUUAGAUCGGUGACGCAUUAUCUUCUUCCCCCAUCACUUUCUCUCUACUUCCGGCGAGCUCUCUUCGACGGCCAAUGGACGCCGUCAUCCACGCUGCUCCACUCUCCGUCACGCGCUUACGUGCAUCAUCCUCUCCUUUUUCACCGUAUCUUCUUCCGCCGAGAUUUCUCACUGUUCAGCCAUGCCAUUGCCACCAAUUCACCUUCUCUCGAAGCAGCUUCCCUUCCAAAUCUAGGAUUCCUUCAGCUUCUUCCGCCGCCGGAGCUACUUUGAUGAAGAACUCAUCUUCGCCAAUAAGUGGAGUGUACACUGUUGGUGAGUUCAUGACAAAGGAGGAGGACUUGCACGUGGUGAAACCUACGACCACUGUGGAUGAAGCUCUGGAACUCCUUGUGGAGAAUAGAAUUACAGGAUUUCCUGUGAUAGACGACGACUGGAAAUUGGUUGGGCUUGUUUCAGACUAUGACUUGCUGGCUUUGGACUCAAUAUCUGGUAGUGGAAGAGCAGAAAAUGCAAUGUUCCCUGAGGUUGACAGCACCUGGAAAACUUUCAAUGCAGUGCAAAAGCUACUCAGCAAAACCAAUGGGAAGCUUGUUGGAGAUUUAAUGACACCAGCUCCCCUAGUUGUUGAGGAAAAAACCAACCUCGAAGAUGCUGCUAAAAUAUUGCUGGAGACAAAAUAUCGCCGGCUCCCUGUGGUAGAUUCUGAUGGCAAAUUGGUCGGUAUUAUCACAAGAGGAAACGUUGUUAGAGCGGCGCUUCAAAUAAAGCGCUCUGGUGAUAAGAAUCCUUGAUUAAGAUAUAAACCAAACAAGAAAAUAGGAAAGCAAUGAUGAAACGUUCUCCAACAAAAUAAAAGUGAGAAAACAGAGUAUUCCACAUUGUACAAUGUAUGAUUAAGAGCCAUGACUUAUAUCACCAGGGUUUACAUCAAAGUGAAGCCUAGUGAACUCUAGAAGAAUCAAAGAUCCUGAUAACAGUGGCAAACUCUGGUAAGUGGUAAGUGCACUACUUACUUUAUUUUCCUACAGAAUCAGCUUAUCUGUUUGGUUGAUGGGUUAGGUUAUCAGAUGCUUUUGGGUAUUUGAUUCUCAUCAGUUUAUACUUUUAAAGUUUAAUUUUAUUUAGAAAAAAAUAUUUCCCACUUUCUACAUUUGGUUAACCACCAAAGUAACAACCUUUUUAAGGUAUUUAA